Messenger RNA from Micropterus dolomieu (smallmouth bass), 1780 nucleotides. RefSeq names its product histone chaperone asf1b-B-like. The coding region runs from base 211 to 810 and encodes 199 amino acids. NCBI's taxonomy places the organism in Eukaryota, Metazoa, Chordata, Actinopteri, Centrarchiformes, Centrarchidae. Gene Ontology annotation, cellular component: nucleus. The record is from RefSeq and is a predicted model, not a curated record. The transcript is spliced from 4 exons. Gene Ontology annotation, molecular function: histone binding. Gene Ontology annotation, biological process: DNA replication-dependent chromatin assembly.
AACGUGACGUACUUCCUGUAGCCCAGCCGCCGCCGGGUUCAUGUUGGUGUUCACGGACAAUAAAAGAAACACACUGAACUUACAUCCUUUAAGACAGACAACGCCAAAACGUGUGAACAGGCCCGGGAACACGGCGACAGAACCGAGUGACUUGUUAAACUAAGAGUAAAGCUAUUUAGUUUUCCAGGUGCCUGAGAAGAAUAUACCGCUAUGGCCAAGGUACAAGUGUUAAAUGUUGCUGUGCUGGACAACCCGAGCCCAUUUGGAAACCCGUUUCAGUUUGAAAUAACGUUUGAAUGCAUGGAGGACUUGCCUGAAGAUCUGGAGUGGAAGAUCAUCUAUGUGGGUUCAGCUGAGAGCGAGGAAUAUGACCAGGUUCUGGACUCUGUUCUAGUUGGCCCAGUACCGGCUGGUAGACACAUGUUUGUGUUUCAGGCUGAUGCUCCUAACACGGGGCUGAUUCCAGAGAGUGACGCUGUAGGAGUGACUGUAGCCCUUAUAACCUGCACCUACCGUGGACAGGAGUUCAUCCGCAUCGGCUACUAUGUCAACAAUGAAUACACAGACCCUGAACUACGGGAAAACCCACCUCUCAAACCAGAUUACACUCAGCUCCAGAGGAAUAUUUUGGCCUCCAACCCCCGUGUCACCCGCUUCCAUAUCAACUGGGAGGGCUUGGCAGACAAGAUGGAGGACAGCGAGAAUGUUGACCCGUCCCCCAACAUCAGCUGCAUGCUCCCUCCGUCCUGCGCACCAGGAAAGAUACCACCUAUUGGACUGAUGCCGGACAACUCAAUGGACUGCAUGUAAGAAUCAUCAGAUUAAGAAAAUGGACAAAAAGCUCUUAUCUAUACACUCAACCACAUCGCAGACACACGUUUGGACAAGGAGGCCACUGAUGUAUCUACAUAACAUGUAGACAUUAACAGGAAGCAAGGACAUUAUUUUUAUACAGAAUACACAUUUGGGAUGGAUCUGGAAUUGUUGUUUCUUGUUCACACUCUUAUCAACUCAUACACACAGAUGUGCACAACAAACAUUGCCUUAUUUGACCAUGAAUCUGUCUUGGAUGAUGUUGAAACUGAGCCAGAGAAAGUUUGAGUCAUCAGGGUGGGGCGAUCUUAAGACAGGACCACCAUAUCCUCACAGCCCUGAGACUUGCAAGUCAUACUCAUACACUGAUGUUGACCUGUUUGGUACCCAUACUGUGCUGUUAAUUUUGUCCUCUUGAGCACAGAUCAAAGCUAUGGGCCGUGCUCCGUAUCUCCAGAUAGAUGUAGCACUAGCUGCUAAUAGUAAAGCAUUUCAUUGUUCUGAAGGUUUGUCUCAUCUGACGAGAAUUAGUAGCAUCUGGAGUACUUUUGGGAAAAAAUAUGGUUCAUGUUCAGGGGCCUGUUGCAUGAAGUAGCUUUACUUGCUGAUAGCUGGAUAGCUUAUGCAAAGCACAACCUUGUAGUUGCAAGUUUUACCCUAGAGUUAUCCAGAUAACUCAGUAAACCUGGUUCUUCAAACAGGCCCCAGUUCAGAUAUUAAUAAAAUUACAUAAGAUAUCCAUUUGUAAUUAUGCACAAAAUAUCUAGUUAAAGGAGACUAAGGAGAAACGCGUGCCAUUUUGCAGUCAAGUUGUUUGGAUAAUUUAAGCAUACUGUAAAUAUUGUUCGCCCAGCGCUUAUUUUGUCUUCAAGAUCAGAAGACAUAUUUUCUUUUUGUACUUACUAUAUAUUCUCUGCCUCUGUAUUUGUAACAACAGCAAUGGGGUUAAUAAAGUUUGUUUUGUGGA